Gryllus bimaculatus (two-spotted cricket) is the source of this 2409-nucleotide messenger RNA. Lineage: Eukaryota; Metazoa; Arthropoda; Insecta; Orthoptera; Gryllidae. The record is from the annotation of a GenBank genome assembly.
CUACACCUUUGAAAAUUCGUGCCAGCGCAACUCAAACUGUGCAUGCGUAGUCUCAAGGUUGCUAUCGAUUGCUGCAAAAAGCCCCGACUGCUGUCGACAGUUACGCUGUGCACAAACAGAAGCCAUGAACAGAUGCGAUGCAUGCGUGCUAGCCAUGGUGGCCAUUCGGUCCAAAAGGGAGUUUGUGCACCCUCGAACGUUAAAGCAGUAUUGAUCUUGUGCGCACGCGCACUGUAAGUUUCGCAUUACUUGGGUGUAUCUGCGCACGCGGAGAAGAUAGUACCACAGUAUAACUUACUGUGAUAGUACUGCCCGUAUUUUUACCAUGGGUUUUCCCAUAGGGAGUUUGUAUCAACCUUAGAGCCAGCAAUGUUAAUGUUCUGCGCAUGCGCAGAUGCUCUAAAAUGGUGAGAAACUUGGACUGCGCAUGAGCAGAAGAUCGAUAGUGCUCUAACUUGCGAGGUGGCACAACUCCGUAUUCGAUUCGUUUCCCGAAUCGAUCACUCGAUAGUGACAAACGUGGGAAAACUUGGAGGGGUGUAUAGGAGAUUACCUCCGCGUUCUCCAAUUUGUUAUUGUCAUUGUAGUGAAACUGUAAGCUUUGUGUUUCAAUCACGAUGGGCUACCAAGUUCAUGUUUUAUUCGAUGGCUAUUCUUCCAUGAAUGAUUCAGAGAUGAAGGCUAAUUGUUCUUGCACUCUCAUCAAAGGCAAUAAGAAUAUAAUAGUAGAUACGAUGACACCAUGGGAUAGAGAUAGAAUUAUUGAAGGGUUGAGUCGACAUAACCUAUCGCCUGAUAAAAUAGAUUAUCUUGUGUGCACACAUUGCCAUUCAGAUCACGUAGGAAACAACAAUUUGUUUCUCAACGCCAAACAUAUUGUGGGCUUUUCUAUAUCUUCUAAAGAUACAUAUUUCAUUCAUCCAUUUGAAACGGGUGAACCGUAUGUCAUUGACGAUGAUAUUAAGGUAAUCCCUACUCCUGGCCAUACUCUGGCUGACGUUACUGUUGUUGUUAAAACUAAAGACCAGGGAACAGUUGCAAUUACAGGUGACCUCUUUGAGAAGGAAGAAGAUAUUGAUAAUCCUCAUUUAUGGUCACAUGUUGCGGGCAGUGAUGAUCCGGAAAUUCAACGCCAGAAUAGAAACCGCAUUUUGUCUUCAGUUGAUUGGAUUGUUCCAGGACAUGGACCUAUGUUUAAAGUGACUGAAAAAAUGAAAGAGAGAUCAAAAGAUGUCUUACACCAUUCUGACUGCAAUUUUCAUUAUAUAUAAUGCACUUUCGGGCAUCUAUUUUUAUCUAAUUUAUAGAUGUUAGGUAAUAAUAUUCUUGAAGUAUGUGGUAAUCAAAUAACAAUCAGUUUAUUAAAAACUUUAAACAAUUAUUCAUGUGUUAUGUUUCUCCUAGCUGUUAUAUGUUACAAAUGAAUCAGUAUAUUGUUAAAAUCAUAUGAAAUAAUAGUUCUCAAUUUAUUAUUAUGUAGUUUCAAUUCAGUUGAAUAUGGAAAUAAUUAAAAAUUACUCUUACCUAAUUCAUAACUCUCAGCGAGUGCUGCAACCUUAUAAAGAAAAUCGCUUAGAAGUAAAGACUGUUAAAGUGGGGAAUCCAGUACACACUUCGAAAGUAGUGUUUGAUUGAGGAGAGGGGGAGGUCAAGAAGGGGUAUUGAGAGAGGGGAAGGAAGAUGAGAAGGGAAUCAGCCAAAGUAGCUCAAGGCAUCAACUGAUGUCUCUGCUUUGCAUCUGACUGGGAGGUCCUAGGGUUUGAGUCUCAACAGUGGUAGGAUUUGUGAUGCUAAAUAGCAAAGUCGAUUUCAACUGCUGUCUGAAGGAGAAUUCUAGCAGCUCACUGCUCUGUUCGGCAGUUUUCAAAGGUUUCUUUGAUGAACACUAGGCAAAGGAAUACCCUAAUAAAUAGGCCACAGACUGCAUGCUAUUUUUCUUUUCUCUUCCUUGUCCAUUUGUCACCUCAUUCUUACACACUCGUACACACUUAUGUGCGCAAAACUACCACAUGUCAAGAGCUUCUACCUUGCCCUGGCUGGGAUGGUGUCCCAAUGGUGGGAGAUAACCUGAACAAGUAAACACCCACAAGCCAACUUGUAGGAGCGUGAUCUCACACUGCAGUGGGGGAAAGAAUACUGCCAUGUCUGUGAUAAACACGCACUGCACUGAAUGAACAAAUCAAUUGACAUACACAAAAUAAUUAAUCAUGAAAAGGAGUGCAAUACACUUGACAUUAAAUUACAGGGGGGAAAAUAUUAAUAAAAUGUACAUAAGCAGCACUUGUGUUUUUGAGACACCUGCAGUAAAGUAGCUUGUGAUUCAGUACCACACAAGUGGAAUGUCUACAAAACACUGUGUAUUCUACUAACUCAACAAAAUUUCACCUGCUUUUUUAUGGCCAACUUGCU